AUGUCGAUCGACGCUUCUUCCAUAAACGUCAAGUGGGAUCAUCUGGGCGUCUUCAGACGUUUCCAAAUUCCGUUGACAGAUGCAUCGGGACGUGAUAUGUAUGCACCGGAACGUGACAUCUACAAGGAGCUGCUUGCAAAAAUCAACAUCUCAGUGCCCGAUUUUAAUGGAAAAUUAGGCUGGAAAGGUAACCUUGCAUGA
Gongylonema pulchrum is the source of this 201-nucleotide messenger RNA. The record is from the annotation of a GenBank genome assembly. NCBI's taxonomy places the organism in Eukaryota, Metazoa, Nematoda, Chromadorea, Rhabditida, Gongylonematidae.